AUGUCAAACGAUUACUCUUUUUAUGCAUCGCUGCAUGCUUAUGCAAAUGAUAACCAAAGUAAACCUUACAAGUACAACUCUAUGUUGAAUUAUAUUUCUCAAGAUACUAACAAACCAGAAGAAUCUAAUACUAAUAAUGAAUCUCAUGAGGCAGAAGGACUUGUUAAUCCAACUACAGAUCUAGCUUCUUUUAAAUUGUUUCUUGAAACAAUUAAGCAAGAUUAUGAGAAUUGUG
Dentiscutata heterogama is the source of this 235-nucleotide messenger RNA. Lineage: Eukaryota; Fungi; Glomeromycota; Glomeromycetes; Diversisporales; Gigasporaceae. The record is from the annotation of a GenBank genome assembly.